This is a messenger RNA of Wallemia ichthyophaga EXF-994, 1107 nucleotides long. RefSeq lists its product as uncharacterized. NCBI's taxonomy places the organism in Eukaryota, Fungi, Basidiomycota, Wallemiomycetes, Wallemiales, Wallemiaceae. Gene Ontology annotation, biological process: isocitrate metabolic process; tricarboxylic acid cycle. Gene Ontology annotation, cellular component: mitochondrion. The coding region runs from base 1 to 1107 and encodes 368 amino acids. The transcript has 4 exons. Gene Ontology annotation, molecular function: magnesium ion binding; isocitrate dehydrogenase (NAD+) activity; NAD binding. The record is from RefSeq and is a predicted model, not a curated record.
AUGUUCAGAAACUACAUUUCAAAGAACAUUCAACGUCCAGUCAAAUUCGCUAGAGCCUACGCUUCUGCACCAACGAGCGUUUAUCAAGGCAACAAGGACGCAAACGGAAACUACACAGUUACAUUGAUUCCAGGUGAUGGUAUCGGUAAUGAAAUCUCAGACGCUGUGAAGAAAAUCUACGAAGCAGCAAAGGUCCCAAUCAAGUGGGAAGAAGUAGACGUUACUCCUUCACUCGUCAACGGAAAAUCAACUAUCCCUCAAUACUCAAUAGACUCGAUAAAGGCAAACACUAUCGCAUUAAAAGGUCCUUUAGCUACCCCAGUCGGUAAAGGCCACGUCAGUUUGAACUUGACCCUGAGAAGAACUUUCAACCUCUUCGCCAACGUCCGUCCAUGCUUGUCUAUACCUGGUUAUAAGACACCUUACGACGACGUUGAUACUGUCCUUAUCCGUGAAAACACUGAAGGUGAAUACUCGGGUAUUGAGCAUGAAGUCGUCGAUGGCGUUGUCCAGUCUAUCAAGUUAAUCACCUUCGAAGCUUCCGAGCGUGUUGCAAGAUACGCUUUCCACCACGCUUCAACCCAAAACCGUAAGCGUGUCACUGCUGUUCACAAGGCCAACAUUAUGAGGCUGUCAGAUGGUAUGUUCCUUCAAGCUUGCCGUCAAGUCGCAAAGGAAUACCCUGAUGUCAAAUACGAUGAGGAUUUGUUAGACCGCGCUUGUUUAGCUAUCACUACCGACCCAUCUCCAUUCUCUGACAGAGUUAUGGUUAUGCCCAACCUUUACGGUGACAUCCUUUCAGACAUGUGUGCUGGUUUGAUUGGUGGUCUCGGUCUUACUCCUUCAGGUAACAUUGGUAAAGAUGCUUCUAUCUUCGAAGCUGUACACGGAUCUGCUCCUGAUAUUGCCGGUAAAGGUCUUGCUAACCCAACUGCUCUCCUUCUUUCAUCCAUCAUGAUGUUGCGUCACAUGAACCUCUUUGAACAUGCUGACAAGAUUGAGCGUGCUGCUCUAACAACUAUCAGAGAAGGCAAGACUAUCACUCGUGAUCUCGGUGGUAGCUCAAGCACAAAUGAAUACGCAGAUGCCAUCAUUAAGAAACUCUAG